Necator americanus (New World hookworm) is the source of this 414-nucleotide messenger RNA. RefSeq lists its product as uncharacterized. NCBI's taxonomy places the organism in Eukaryota, Metazoa, Nematoda, Chromadorea, Rhabditida, Ancylostomatidae. The record is from RefSeq and is a predicted model, not a curated record. The transcript has 3 exons. The coding region runs from base 1 to 414 and encodes 137 amino acids.
AUGUGGAAAGUAUUGCAGCGGAUUAUUUUGGACCGACUCAUUGAACAUCGCGAAGAAACAACGUGCAACGACAAGCUAGCUUUCAUCCUGGCCGAUCUACGAUUGACCAGGUGUUCUUCGUCAUCGGUCGAAAUCUGGCAGCGGCCUUCUCAACGAGCUCCGCGCCGAUGGAGUACAGGAAAGUUCGUUCGUUUGCUUGAUGACAUGAAUCAACGAACAACUGCUGCAGUUCGAACACCAGCCGGAUGUACAACACCGUUUGAAUAUGCGAAGAACAGUCGACCAGUGUCUUAUCGAUAUCUUUCCAGCAUCAUCAGGACGCCCCUUGACCGAUCUCGAGAAACGGAUGUGGAUCUCUUCAAGACCUCGAAGAGGAAUCGGGGUGGACGCACAACUGAUCGAACUCGUCGAUGA